Molecule: messenger RNA, 1219 nt
Organism: Menidia menidia (Atlantic silverside)
Lineage: Eukaryota; Metazoa; Chordata; Actinopteri; Atheriniformes; Atherinopsidae
Source: the annotation of a GenBank genome assembly
UCAGUGUGAGCGUCCCAAGGCACUGUUAGUGUUUUCCGGUGUGAUUGUGAGUCUGCGUUGUUUUACUGCGCUAAUAUUUAAAUACAAAUGCUCACUGUGCCACUUCCGUGGUCCCUGCUUUUUUCUUUUAAAGCUAAACGCGUUUUAUAAGUUUUUGUUCUGCCUUUUUUCCCCUCUUCUGUGGUUUUCAGACUUCUUUCGCCAUGACACAAAGAAAAAGACUGUCCAAUUCACCAAGCUUAUCUCAGAACAAAAGGCAGUCCGGCAGCUUUAUGACUCAAGGAGAUUCUGAGGAUGCAACAUUUACUCAACCAAGCACGUCACAGGUCCAGAGAGGGCUCGAGAAAGUGACGUCGGCACAGGUUGAUCAAAAGACUGCUGAAGUGGUGCAGUACUUCCUGGUGAAAGACCAAAAGAAGAUCCCUGUACGCAGGGCAGAACUUGUUAAAAAUGUGGUUAAAGAGUACAGAAACAUCUACCCAGAGAUUCUAAAAAGGGCAGCACGCAUUUUUGAUCAGGUGUUUGGCCUGAAACUGGUUGAAAUUGACAACAGAAAUCACAUGUACAUACUGGUCAAUAACUUGGAGACAACUGACAGUGCUUCACCAAAUGAAUGGCUCACCAAUCCAAAGAUGGGCCUCCUUUUUGUGAUCCUGAGUGUUAUUUUCAUGAAGGGAGGUGUUGUCAGAGAAAACCUCAUCUGGAACACUCUGAAGAAGCUCCGCGUGGACCAGGGAGAGAAACAUGAAGAGUUUGGAGAUGUCAGGAGGGUUGUCACGGAUGAGUUUGUGCGUCAGAGGUACCUGGAGUAUCUGCGGAUUCCUCACACCGAGCCUCUGGAGCAUGAGUUCCGCUGGGGUCAGCGUGCCGACAAGGAAGUGUCAAAAGCCAAAAUCCUGGAGUUUAUGGGGCAACUUCAUGAACAGGAACCUCAAAGCUGGACCCAACAGUACAGAGACGCUUACUCCCUCUCCCAGGGAGCCCAGGCCACCACCAGCAGCCUACGAUAACAGCCCCACCAACUCGUUUUUAUUCCCAUAUUCACCUGUAUCUCUGGUUCCAUACGGUCUUCUUCAUUGUUAUAUUGGUGAUGUGGUUCCAUGGUUGAAAUAAAGCUCUUCUUUCCAUUAUUUUUUUACUUUAGUAUUAGGAUUUUCUUAUAAAAGAUAUUGCUUUAAGUUUGCAAAAAUAAAUAUUUUUUUGUUUUCGCUAUCAUGCU